Electrophorus electricus (electric eel) is the source of this 4458-nucleotide messenger RNA. RefSeq names its product WD repeat domain 33 (gene wdr33). Gene Ontology annotation, biological process: mRNA 3'-end processing. The record is from RefSeq and is a predicted model, not a curated record. Gene Ontology annotation, cellular component: mRNA cleavage and polyadenylation specificity factor complex. Lineage: Eukaryota; Metazoa; Chordata; Actinopteri; Gymnotiformes; Gymnotidae. Gene Ontology annotation, molecular function: protein binding.
GUAUCAAGACGAAGGGAAGCCUCGAGAUGGAGGCCAUGGGUGAUUUAAAGCAAAUAUUGACAAUCUAGAUACAGGUUGGGGACAUUUCUUAUUGUAUUUUCGUAAAGAGAAUACAAACGUCUCCACGAGGAAGAGUCGUGAAUUAAAUAUAGCUAUAUAGACUCAGUCAGCACUGGAUAUUUUGGGCUUGGCUGAACAGUCACCAUGGCGACAGACAUCGGCUCUCCACCCCGAUUCUUUCACAUGCCCCGGUUCCAGCACCAGGCACCACGGCAGCUCUUCUACAAGAGGCCUGAUUUCGCUCAGCAGCAGGCCAUGCAACAGCUCACCUUUGAUGGCAAACGCAUGAGAAAAGCUGUGAAUCGCAAGACCAUCGACUAUAACCCCUCAGUUAUCAGAUACCUCGAGAAUCGGCUGUGGCAGCGAGAUCACCGAGAUUUUCGUGCCAUCCAGCCAGAUGCAGCUUGCUUUAAUGAUCUUGUUCCUCCUGUGGGUAUGCUAAAUAACCCCAUGAAUGCAGUCACCACCAAGUUUGUCAGGACAUCCACAAAUAAAGUCAAAUGUCCCGUGUUUGUUGUACGGUGGACUCCUGAAGGCAGGCGACUUGUAACAGGUGCCUCCAGUGGGGAAUUUACUUUGUGGAAUGGCCUCACCUUCAACUUUGAGACAAUUUUACAGGCUCAUGACAGCCCUGUUAGGGCAAUGACCUGGUCUCACAACGACAUGUGGAUGUUAACUGCUGACCACGGCGGCUACGUCAAGUAUUGGCAGUCCAACAUGAACAACGUCAAGAUGUUCCAGGCCCACAAGGAGGCGAUUAGAGAGGCCAGUUUCUCUCCUACGGAUAAUAAAUUUGCCACUUGCUCUGAUGAUGGAACUGUACGCAUCUGGGACUUUCUCCGCUGCCAUGAGGAAAGAAUUCUAAGAGGCCACGGAGCUGAUGUGAAAUGUGUUGAUUGGCAUCCCACCAAAGGCUUGGUGGUGUCCGGUAGCAAGGACAGCCAGCAGCCUAUCAAGUUCUGGGACCCAAAGACAGGCCAGAGUCUGGCAACACUGCAUGCCCAUAAAAACACAGUCAUGGAGGUGAAGUGGAAUCUCAAUGGCAACUGGCUGCUGACAGCAUCACGUGACCAUUUGUGCAAAUUGUUUGACAUCCGUAACCUGAAGGAAGAGCUGCAGGUGUUCAGAGGUCAUAAGAAGGAAGCUACAGCUGUUGCCUGGCACCCUGUCCAUGAGGGCCUUUUUGCAAGUGGAGGUUCUGAUGGGUCUCUUCUGUUCUGGCAUGCAGGGGUGGAGAAGGAGGUGGGUGGUAUGGAGAUGGCUCAUGAGGGCAUGAUCUGGAGCUUAGCUUGGCACCCUCUUGGCCAUAUCUUGUGCUCAGGGUCCAAUGACCACACAAGCAAAUUUUGGACCAGGAACCGACCAGGUGACAAAAUGCGUGAUCGAUACAACCUGAACCUUCUGCCAGGAAUGUCAGAGGAUGGGGUGGAGUAUGAUGACAUGGAGCCCAACAGUGUUGCGGCCAUUCCUGGCAUGGGGAUCCCGGAGCAACUGAAAGCAGCCAUGGAGCAGGAGCAAACCAUAGGUAAAGACGCGGCACCAGAGGCAGAGAUGAGCAUUCCAGGCCUUGACUGGGGAAUGGAUGAGGUCAUGCAAAAAGAGCAGAAGAAACCUCCAACCAAGAAGGUUCCCUAUGCAAAACCAAUUCCUGCACAGUUCCAACAGGCCUGGGCGGAGAAUAAGGUGCCAACAAUGGCUCCUGGAGAGAUACCCACAGAGGGCAAGGAUGAAAAGAAAGUGGACGGCAAGAAGAAAACCCAGGCAGAGAUUGAGCAAGAGAUGGCUGCACUGCAGUACACAAAUCCCAUGCUGCUGGAACAACUGAAGAUUGAGCGAAUGGCUCAGCUUCAAGAGCAGGGCCUGCCACCUCCUGGUGGUCAGCCAGGAGCCAUGCCACCCUUUCCUGGGCAGGGUGGCCCAAUGGCCCCACCUCCACAAGGUUUUCCUCAGUCCAUGCCACCCCAGCAAAUGCCCCACAACAUGCCUCCUAUGGGUGGAAUGCCUGGUCCAUUCAUGCCUCCUGGCCAAAUGGGACCUCCAGGCCCUCCUCCUCACCAGGGCCCUCCUCCCCAGGGCAUGAUGGGACCCCCAGAUCUUCAUGGACCGCCACGCCACCCUGGUUCUCAUAGGAACAUAGGUCCCCAAGGCCCCCAUGGCAUGCCGCCAGGACCCAGGAGUAUGCAAGGGCCUCCUGGAGGGAUGCCCACAGGACCUGCUGGGCCAGCAGGCGGCAUGAUGGGACCGCCACCUCGGGGCCAAGGGCCACCACAGGGAGGCAUGAUGCAUCAAGACAUGCGGGGCCCUGCACCCCACAGCAGCAUGAUGGGCCCUCAGGGACCCAUGCCAGGAGGUAUGAUGGGGCCUCCACCCAGAACUCAUGGCAGUAUCGCAGGCAUGGGGAACAUGCAUGGAAUGGGGCCCCUUCCAGGAGGAAUGCACGGACCUCCAAACAAUAUGCAGGGACCCCCAGGCAACAUGCAGGGACCUCCUCCAUACAUGCAGCAGGGCAAGCUGCCCCACAUGGGUGAUGGAAACAGAGGGCAGUUCAGCCAGGGCCAGAAUUCUGGCCCCCAGUCAAUGAUGCAUGCUAUGGGACAGCAAGGACCCAGUGGCAAAGAUGGGCCUCGUGGGCUUCCCAACCACCAUAUGGGACCACUGCCUGAUCGUCAGGGCCCUGGGGGUCCAGGUGGACCAGGCCAGGGCUCAGACGGCGGGGGUCAGUAUUGGGGGGACGAUGGAGGCUACCAGGAGGGCUGGAGAAGGGGUCCUGGGGGACCAGUGCAGGAGUACCACGGGGAUCCCCGGAGUCACAGAGGAAGCUCUGUAGGGCAAUGGGAAAACCAGGAGCGGUUCCCGCCCCAUGAUGGGGAAUAUGGUGGACUUGACAGGUACGACGGAUACGAGGGGGAGGAGUUUGAUCAGAGACAGAGGCGAGCUCCACAUGCAGAUGACUCUUACAGGAGAGGUGGUCCAAGUGGGCGUGGAGGUAGAGGGGGUUUCCAAGAUGAGUAUGGAGGAGACGAGAGCUUCGACUCUCAGGAUGAAAUGGGUCAAGGCUGGGGAGGUGGAGGCCGAGGAAGGCCACGUGGAGGUCCACCACGGGGAGGUGGUGUAGGAAGAAAGGGGCUUCUGCCAACUCCCGAUGACUAUCCACCUCACUAUGAAGGAGGACGGAACCAAGAGAGUUGGGAGGGAGGCCGAGACUCAGGUCAUGAAGGUUAUCGGGACAACCCACGAGGAGAGCACAGCAUGCAUGAUAGUCCAUCUCCAGCCAGCAGGGAGCGCUCCUCUUCUCUGCAGGGUAUGGACAUGGCUUCAUUGCCACCUCGCAAACGUCCGUGGCAUGAUGGCCCCGGUACUGGAGACAUGGACUCACCGGGUGGUGGACCUGAUGACAGAGGGGCAGGCCGGCCUUCACCUCGAGAGGAGGGUGGUUACGGCCCUCCGUCCAGGGGAGGUAGAGGUGGUUGGGGUCGUGGUGGACCCCCUAACACAGGUGGUGCAGGUGCCAACACUGGUCCAACGACCAGGCGUGGAGCUGCCCGUGGUGCACUGAGAGGGGGCCGUGGACGGUAGAAGUUAAAUCCACAUUCCCCUCAGGACAGUAGGUGGCACUGUGGAAUACAUGGAGGACAUAGACCUAAACAGCUAAAUGCAGCUGUUCCAUGAGUUCUGCUUUCUCAGUGGAUUUUGGUAAAUGUCUUUGCCCACAACUACAUGGACCUUACAGCCCUUUCCAAUUUGCCCCGAGGUGCCUGUGACUCCACCUCUUGGUGCUGACUGGUUGCGUAGACAAUAAUGGGAUUAUAUAAUUGGUUGAGGCCUGUGAGUUCUGAUUUCACCUUUUUUCAGCCGUUAUUGCUCAAGCUGACUGGAUGGAUCCAAUCUUGGACACUUCACAUGCAUCACUGAUAAGAGACUAGUUCACACCAGUGACUCAUGGUGUUCUUUUCCUUUGGGGACUCUCAAACAAUCUUCUCCCAAAAUGCCCCUCCUGUGUAAAAUGGAGCCAAACUCUCAUCUGACUCAACAACUUCCACUGGACUCCUGUGGGCUCAAAGUUUUGAGGUUGUAAGGGGGGGAAAAAGCACUAUGUGCACUACUGUCCUUAACUUAAGGACUACCUUAACCUCAACUCCUGUCUCCCAGUCCAGCAAAUGAUAUAAAGGAACACGGGACUUUUUAAAGUUUCUUCCUCUAAGUGCUCAGUUCCUCCUGUUUGAUUUAAUUUUAUGUAAAAUAAUGGAGAAGCUCAUUCUGUAACAUUACCAGGCAGCUCCUGAGUCCUGAGGCUGCCGACUUUGUUUCAACAUGUACAGUUUGUCAGAAGGUUAUUGUAUUGUUUUGUCCGUUUUUUUGUAUGAGACUACAAUAGAAGUUGUGCAAGAUUUAUAUCAA